Pyrus x bretschneideri (Chinese white pear) is the source of this 2087-nucleotide messenger RNA. RefSeq names its product glucan endo-1,3-beta-glucosidase 9-like. Gene Ontology annotation, biological process: carbohydrate metabolic process. Gene Ontology annotation, molecular function: hydrolase activity, hydrolyzing O-glycosyl compounds. The transcript is spliced from 2 exons. Lineage: Eukaryota; Viridiplantae; Streptophyta; Magnoliopsida; Rosales; Rosaceae. Gene Ontology annotation, cellular component: plasma membrane. Bases 274 to 1725 code for a protein of 483 amino acids. The record is from RefSeq and is a predicted model, not a curated record.
GGAAGAAAAAAAAAGAUAUUGCUUAAAAAGAGACUAGAUCCAAAUUCAUAAUUCUUAAGGUAAAUAUAUUAUUAUAUCAGAUAAACAUGCAAAGUAGGUAGCACACACUGCUGAAUUAGACUAAACCCAGCUAACUGCCAAAAUCCCCCACCAAAAUUCUCAUCAUUCAUUACUUUUCGGCAUUAAAACCUUCAACCUUUAAUUUUAUUUCCUUCCCUUCUCCCACUCUCACUCUCCCUCUCCAACCCCAAAGUCCAAUAUCAAACCCAGAAAAUGCCUCCAAAUCUCCGCACACUCCUCUUCCUCUUGGCGACCACGGCCUCCACCUGCGGAGCCAUAGGCGUGAACUGGGGCACGACGGCGUCGCACCCACUACCGCCGACCAAGGUGGUGGAGCUGCUGACGUCCAACAAUGUCACCAAGGUCAAGCUGUUCGACGCGGACCCAGGCGUCCUCGAAGCGCUUUCUGGGUCCAAACUUAGCGUCACUGUGGGCAUUCCCAAUGCGUUGCUUAAAGUUCUCAACUCGUCCAAGAAGGCUGCCGAGAGUUGGGUCCAUGACAAUGUCACUCGCUACUUCUCCAAUAGCGGCGGCGGCGGUGUUAAAAUUGAGUAUGUUGCUGUUGGAGAUGAGCCAUCGCUCCAGAGUUAUGGUGAGCAAUUUCACCCAUUCGUCAUAGGAGCGGCAAUGAAUAUUCACGCAGCUUUGGCCAAAGCAAAGUUGGAGAGCAAUGUGAAAGUGGUCGUGCCUUGUAGUUUUGAUUCCUUCCUAUCAGAGUCUGGCCAUCCUUCAAAAGGACACUUUCGGGCAGACCUCAAUAGAACCAUGAUUGAACUGCUCAUGUUUCUCAGCAAGCACAAUUCACCAUUCUUUGCAACCAUUUCCCCUUUCAUAAGCCUCCGCCAAAACAAAAACAUUUCCCUCGACUUCACUCUAUUUAAAGAGAAUGCAAAACCUCAUAAUGACAGCAGCAGAACAUACAAAAACAGCUUCGACUUGAUCUAUGACACCUUGGUUACAGCUUUGUCAACAGUAGGAUUCCCUAAGAUGGAAAUUGUUGUGUCACAGAUUGGUUGGCCUACAGAUGGAGCGGUAGACGCAACCUCUUCCACUGCAGAGACCUUCAUGAAAGGCCUGAUGGCACACCUUCGUAGCAAAUCAGGAACCCCACUCAGGCCUCAUAAUCCUCCAGUCGAAACAUACAUUUUUAGCCUCUUAGACGAGGACCAAAGAAGCAUAAGCACGGGAAAUUUCGAGCAACAUUGGGGUGUGUUCACUUUUGAUGGUCAAGCCAAGUACCAUUUUGAUUUCAUUCUAGGUUCGAAAAAUCUGGUGGACGCUCAAAACGUUGAGUACCUUCCUGCCAAGUGGUGUGUGGUGAACAAUAAUAGGGACUUAUCUAAUGCAACUGCUAGUGCUUUAGAGGCAUGUUUGCAUGCUGAUUGCAGUGCAAUGUCUCCUGGUGGGUCUUGCUCCAAUAUCAGUUGGCCGGGUAACAUAUCAUAUGCAUUUAACAGCUACUAUCAGCAGCAUAAUCAGAGUGCAGACAGCUGUGAAUUUGGCGGCUUGGGUUUGAUCACAACCGUUGAUCCAUCUGUGGAUAAUUGUAAGUUUUCGGUUCAACUACGCACCUCUCUUUCAGGUUCUCUCCAUCCGGCCUACCUUCCUCUGUGGAUGACCUUGCUAGUACCAACCUUUUUGUUAUCCUUACCCAGAUUUACGUAGAAGAUAGAUUUCGAGGAAAGUUUUGUAGAAAAUAGAUACCCGAGGAAAUUUUUCGCCGCUGUAUGAUCAGUCUGCUGAUCGAUUGUUGCUGGUGUUUGUUGUUGUAACUUAUAUUAGGUUUGAACACUUGUUGAAGUUAUUGCUCUACAAAAGUUCAAUGGCAAAAGAAGGGUUUGGAAAUUCUCUAAAUUUGUUUCUUGUUAGUCUGCCGAGUGGGUGUGCGCAUUUCAAUUUCCCUACUAGUAAGAAAUAAGAUGAGUUGUAUGUGUGGAUUAAGGUCUGUUGGCGGUGGAGUUAUCAUGGGCCGAUUUGUAAUCCAGUGAGAUAUAGGAAAAUUAAUGAAUAUUGAUGAUAUUUAUUGA